Molecule: messenger RNA, 1434 nt
Organism: Rotaria sp. Silwood1
Lineage: Eukaryota; Metazoa; Rotifera; Eurotatoria; Philodinida; Philodinidae
Source: the annotation of a GenBank genome assembly
AUGUCACUUUUGAUAGAUACAACUAUUCUAACAAUAUCUGAAAUUGUAUUUUUUAUUGGUGGUUAUUUAUUUUUUGUUCGUCAAUUAAGUGAAAAUUAUGGUGUACAAAGUCGAAUUGUAAUUCUUUCAUUUGCAGUUACGUUCGCAUUAAGUUGUAUGAUGUUCGAAUUAAUUAUUUUUGAAAUACUCGCUUUCUUAGAACCAACAUCACGAUAUCUUCAUUGGCGUCUUGGUCUUUAUUCUAUGCUGUUUUUACUUGUUUUUCUUAUUCCAUUAUAUAUUGCAUAUUUAUUAUUAAACACAAUUCAGAUCGUGCGAAAUUUUCGUCUUGUCUUAUUUUUUACAUUGAUUACAUGGUGCUUUUAUUUAUAUAUAUUCUGGAAAUUGGGUAAUCCAUUUCCAAUAUCAAAUCGACAUGAGUUUUUUAGUAUCGAACAAUGUGUUAGUCGAGUAGGAAUUAUCGGUGUUACAGCUAUGGCUAUUCUAAGUGGAUUUGGUGCUGUCAAUUGUCCAUAUACCUACAUGACGUAUUUUAUUAAGGCUGUUACCGAAAAAGAAAUAAGUGAUGCACAAAAACGUUUAAAACAAGUAAUGGAAAUCGUUGCAUUAAAAAAAAAACGUAUUGCUGCUAUUGAACAUGAAAUUUCUCUUAGAGCAAUAGCAGCAUCAUUAAAUUCUAAUAAGCCAUGGAAUUUUCUUCGCCGUACAUGGAAUUCUUGUUUAACAUCACAAUUAACAAAUCAAACAACAUCAUCAUAUAAUAAUAUAUCUUUAAUUAAACAAGAUAUAUCAACAUAUGAAGAAAUUUAUUCACAAUUAUAUAGUGAUUUUGUUGAUUUACAAACUAUACAACAACGUAUUGAAUAUUCAAAAACAUUUAAAGGAAAAUAUUUUCAUGUCUUAGGACAUUUUUUUUCAUUAUAUUGUAUAUGGAAAAUAUUUAUUUCAUUUAUAAAUAUUAUUUUUAAUCGUGUUGGAAAAGUUGAUCCAGUAACAAUAGGUAUUGAUUUAACAAUACAUUAUUUUAAUUUUGAAUUUGAUGUUAAAUUUUGUUCUCAAUAUGUAUCAUUUAUAUUAAUUGGUAUUAUUGUUGUAACAAGUAUUCGUGGUUUAUUAAUUACAUUAACUAAAUUUUUUUAUUUUAUAUCAAGUCGUCGAUCUGCAAAUGUUAUUUUUUUAUGUCUUGCACAAUUAAUGGGCAUGUAUUUUAUAUCAUCAGUGCUUCUUAUUCGAAUGAAUAUGCCAGCACAAUAUCGACAUAUUAUUUCGCAAGAUCUUGGCGAUUUACAAUUUAAUUUUUAUCAUCGUUGGUUUGAUUGUAUUUUUUUACUUUCUGCAUUACUUAGUAUUUGUAUACUUUAUUUACAUUAUCGAUCAUCUCAACAGUCACUUUCAUUGUAUGAUAAAAAUUUUGAAAAAGUAAUGAAAUUAUAA